GGGGGUGGAGAGUUGCGGCUAAACCGUUAUUUGUUUAGGUUCCGACAAUGACGUUUCUUUUACCGGCUUUAAGUGCGAAGCGAGACUACUGCCUAACUGAAGAGGGCGCCAUCUUGGUUCCUCCCUCUCUGACUUACGCAUGGCGUUGCGUCAGACGCACGUAAAGUUGUGUUGACAGGGGCGGCGGCGGCGGCAGGAGUUGUCAAAGGAACAGCAGCAACCAGCCUCAACGGACCCGAAUGGAGUAAAGUCAAAUCUAUUAUUUUAGACCGCGUUUGUGUUACAGCUCCCAAGCGCUUUUACACACCACUGAGGUAACAAACAUGGCCGACGAACAGUCCACCCAGGCCUGGACCAUUAACAGGGAUGACUACGAACUCAACGAGGUGAUAGGGAGUGGAGCCACUGCGGUUGUUCAGGCAGCAUACUGCAAGCCCAGAAAGGAGAAGGUGGCCAUCAAACGCAUCAACCUGGAGAAGUGUCAAACCAGCAUGGAUGAGCUCCUGAAAGAGAUUCAGGCUAUGAGCCAGUGCCACCAUCCAAACAUUGUGUCUUAUUAUACCUCCUUUGUGGUGAAAGAUGAACUGUGGCUGGUGAUGAAGCUGCUCAGUGGUGGCUCUGUGUUGGACAUCAUCAAGCACAUCAUCUCACGUGGCGAUCACAGGAACGGAGUGCUGGACGAGGCCAGCAUCGCUACGAUCCUGAAGGAAGUCUUAGAGGGGCUGGAGUACCUUCACAAAAACGGACAGAUUCAUCGAGACCUUAAGGCCGGAAACAUUCUUCUCGGAGACGACGGCUCGGUGCAGAUAGCCGACUUUGGUGUGAGUGCCUUUCUAGCCGCAGGGGGAGACAUGACGAGGAAUAAGGUUCGGAAGACGUUUGUUGGGACGCCAUGCUGGAUGGCACCGGAGGUGAUGGAGCAGGUUCGUGGCUACGACUUCAAAGCAGACAUCUGGAGCUUUGGGAUAACCGCUAUCGAACUGGCCACUGGGGCCGCGCCGUAUCACAAAUACCCACCAAUGAAGGUGUUGAUGCUGACUCUGCAGAACGACCCUCCUUGUCUGGAGACGGGUGUUGCGGACAAAGAAAUGGUGAAGAAAUACGGCAAGUCGUUCAGGAAGAUGCUCUCCUUGUGUUUACAGAAAGAUCCGGAGAAAAGACCAACGGCUGCCGAGCUGCUGAAGAACAAAUUCUUCACAAAAGCCAAGAACAAUGAGUAUUUGCAGGAAAAGCUCCUGAUGAAAGGCCCCACAAUAUCAGACCGAUCUAAAAAGGUGCGUCGCGUGCCCGGUUCGAGCGGCCGCCUCCACAAGACGGAAGACGGCGGAUGGGAGUGGAGCGAUGACGAGCUGGACGAAGAGAGCGAGGAGGGAAAAGCCGCCGUGGCCGCCCUGAGGUCACCCAGAGUGAAGGACGGCUCCCAAAACAUGGAGCUUUUCCCGCCAGCAGAUGGCGCCACCACGCAUCUGCAGCCUCCUGGAGCUGCACAUGAGAGACCAGCAAACCCGGCUGCAGCAGGAGAAGAAGCUCCGCCGCAGGCUGCCACCCAGCCGGCGAGCCCUUCGCACGCACCUGCGGUUCAGGAUCCUGCAGCCUCCAGCGUUCCCAUCAGCCUCGUGCUCAGACUGAGGAACAACAAGAAGGAGCUCAAUGACAUCCGCUUUGAGUUCAUGAGCGGCAGAGACUCUGCUGAUGGCGUCUCUCAGGAGCUGGUCUCAGCCGGUCUGGUUGAUGGGAGGGACUUGGUCAUUGUUGCUGCUAAUUUGCAAAAGAUUGUUGAUGAUCCUCAGAGUAACAAAAAUGUGACCUUUAAACUGGCGUCUGGUGUGGAGGAGUCCGAGAUUCCCGACGAUAUAAAGCUGAUCGGAUUUGCGCAGCUCAGCAUCAGUUAAGUUGGGCAGAGUGGGUGAAAUAAGACUGAAACGUAUGGUUUUGCACAGCUGCAUUGUAGUCAACUCCAAGGACCCACUACUGCCAAAGAAAGGAGACUGAGGAUGAGGAUGAUGAUGAUGAUGAUGACGAGGAGGAAGUGGAGUGAGGUUGGCAGGAGUGUGACUCUACUGCGGGAUGCACGAGGACCACACCAAGGGGCUCAGCUCAUCACAGGAACCACACUUGAAAUGUUUACAGUGCGCUUAUAGAGUUUAACGGGAGAGAAAAAUGCAAUCAACUAUCAUCAGCUCCUAAUUCGUUUUCCUUUUAGUCCUCCUCCGCGUACACAAGCACAAUCCAAACCAUCUCCUGCCAGUACUGGAAACUGAUGGCCUUUUUUUUUAAUUACAUUUUUUUUUCUCCGUUUUCUUUCUUUUUUUUUUUUUUUUUUUUGAAAUCGGUUUGUGCCACAAAGCUCGAGAGUGUCAUGCCACCGUCACGCGGCGCUUUCUGCUACACUGAAACUGAAAGUUCAGCCUUAGCUACCGUAAACGUCCCUCUCCCCCGAGUGUUUGGUAAACGCAGAAAUUACUUUCUUCAUAAAAAAAAAAAAAAAAAGAUCUAAGAGCGUCCCUCGAAGUUCGAUACUGCACCUAAACGCAUCGUAGCAAAGUUCUCGGAUCCGGACUCCUGUACGAAGCGGUCAGAAAUGGUGUCAAGAAUCGUAAAACAUCGGCGAGGAUUUCAGCACUGUUAAAACUUCUCAUGUGAGCAGCAGCAGAGGCUUCAAUUCUUCUUUUUUUUAUUUUUUAUAAAACACUUUGUCCAGUGGUAUUUUCUGAUGUCGUGCACACACGUUUAUUUUCUCUCACUGAGCUCUGCCUAAUAUUCUUCUACUAUGCAAUAGCGCUCUCUAUUUCACCACCGUUUGCUGUUUGUUGCUACUUUGUUUUUGCAUAAAACUGCAAUUUUCUUUUUUUUUUUUUUCUUUUUUUUUGUGCGUACGCCUCCAAAAAGGAGUUCAUUAAAGGUCAACCAGCAGAAAUAAGCAUCUUUAGAAACCUGCUGCAGAAAGUUACAAUACUAAUAACUCGACUCAUCAACAGUUUGACGUGUAGGAUGAUUACUGUCUUUUUUUUCUUUUCUGUAUGAAAUAAUUCAGCCUUGUGGCAACCGAUGACCUGACAGCUGCAGAGAAUCCUGAAUGCUGGUGACGGGUAUCGAGUCCGAGGCGGGUGUCGCGUUACACGCCGACUACGAGUGAACGUCUGUGGGGGCAUGCAUGCUAAAAAACUGGAAAUGUUCUUCCAACGUCAAAUAAAGCUCAUAGGGGGAGCUUACUCUCCUAGCUGUUGGAAUUGUCCUUUUCUAUGCGGUAGCUUUCAUUUUAUUGUUGUUUUAUUUUUAAGGUCUUUCUGUACUUCACCGCAAUUUAUUAGCUACCACAUGCAACCCAAAUGAAUACCAAGGCAUGGCUGUAUGCGUGAAAUCUGGUCGACACUUAUGGGAACUGAUGUCUUUAAAAAAUAGCAACAUGUCCUAACACAUACCUGAGUAGCAACAGGAAUUUAUGCACAAAAUGCAAAUGUACAUUACGCUCGUACUUUUAACCCUCCUGCAGUCUGUGAAUGGUUCCAUGUGCGCUUUCACGAGGCUAUUUUUGUGUGUGUGUGUGGUUUUGGGUACUGACGGUCUGACGGAACAAACCUUCCCCACUGAAGGGACAUUGGCUGCGUUCCUCCUGAGCGCCGCCCUAAAGCUAGGUUCAUGGUGAGCUUGCACGAGUAGGUACGCACCUAACGUGUUUACCCGCCGCGAUGCCAUGGUGCCUUGUCGCGCACUUCUUUUUGCGUGCAGAUUGCGCCCGUCACCUUACAGGCAAACUGGAAGAUCUUGAAGGUGCUGCUGGAGAGCAGGUCGCCCUGCAUUGGCAUUUAUAUGAACCCUCUUUUGGAGGCUCAUUUUAGGAGAAUGCGGCGUCAACGUAUGAGUCGACCUGAAACACCAAACCGCUGACUUGGCACGCGAGCGCUCGACGCAAACCUUCAAGACUGCGAGAGGGCUAAAGUAUCCCGCCUGUCCUCAAACUUAAUUUUCCAACAACAAAAUCCUAACUCUUGUCACGCUGCAGUAUCAAAGCUGCAGCGUGUGUUUUUGUUCUGUGCCUGGCGGUGUUUUCUCUGGUUUCUGUAUCAACCAGUCAGUGCUGAUGUUCACAAGGAAAGAUGGGACAGAUUUGUUGACCCCUUCUGUGCAAAAAGCAUGAAGUCAUUUUUGUAUCUCUUCCAUUAACCGAAACUGUUGCAGAAUUAUUUUCCGAAUAGUCCAGAAAAAUUACAACUUUAAUUUGAGUACAUUUAUGCAAUGAUAAAAAACCAAAAACACAAUAAAAAGUUAGUCUAAGCUUUUUUUAAAUUUAUCUUUACACUUUUAAGUUGAUCAGACUUUUUAGGAAUUUUAUAUUAUAAUCUGACUUAUUGCAUUUCUGGGGUGUAAAUAUAAAAUGACAGAAAAAUGCAAAUGCGAUACGUUAUACGGAUAUUGCCAAUAUUGACUCCAAAACGUUAAGUAUGAUGCACCAUCAAACUUCUAAACUUUAGAAAUGUUUAGUUUUUUCUUUUAAUGAUUUAGUAUAAACAUGCAGAGGAAUUUUGAUCACGUUUAUAGGUGUCUACAAAAUGCUUUAGUAGCUGCCUGUUAUGUAUAGAAUAGAUUUUAAGAUUCUUUUAUUAACUUAUAAAGUUCUAAAUGGGCUAGAUUCUCAUCCAGACUGUGGGAGAUGAAAAAUCUGCCUGUGUCACAUUGUAUUUAUACUCCCGGUAAUAACUUACUACAAUUGGAUUAGUUUUUAGAGGUUCCUGGAAACCUUGAUCAACUUAAAGUAUAAAUAAAUAAAUAAAAAAUACUUCAGUCCCAAUUAUAUAAAGAUGAUUAUUAGCUUCUUGGCACAAGAUUUAUCACAAUUAAAUUUACGUAACGUUUCAACAAAACAAAAAAAAAAGAUUUGGCUACAUCAAUAAAAGAUCCAUUUGUUUAAAGGUUUUCUUCAUCUCUUUACUGUAACAUUUAUCAAAUUAGUCCUUAUCUGUGUACAAUUGUUAAACAUAAGUACGUUGCUCUUUUCAGUCCCUUCAUCUCCAUUGAAAUAGUAAGAAGGGAAGUUUAAUCUAAAACCAUCUGAAAUCCAAAUAUUUUCAGCAUCCAGUGAAUUAUUAUUUGAAACAUCUCAGAGGCCACUUGCUGUAGUGCUUGGAAGAUUUUUUUUAUUAUUAUUAUUUUAUUUUUCCAGUGAAAAGUUUUAGGGUCACCAACGCCGUUGAUGUCUUUUGUUUUGUUAUCCAAAUACUGAGGCUCUCGGGUCGGGUGCUGAUAGGUGCUGAUGUAAAUGCUGUGUAGAGAGAUGUUGUAAAUAAGACGAGGAAACUCGCGCACGCUUUCGGGUUUCUGUGUACUGAUGUGGGAAUGCAGUGAAGGGGACAUUUUUCUUGUAAAUACAAAACAGAGAAAAAAAUUCAGCAUUGUUCGGGGCACAGAGUUGGAUUUGGCAGAGCGUCACUAAUCAGGCAAAUAUUAAUAGUUCAGUUAGCGCCUUAUGUUUUUUUUUUUUUUGCUUGAUUUGAAAUUGUUUAGAGCCUUUAACAAAUUGUUCUGCUUUUUUUCUUCCCGGGAAAAAGGAUUAACCAAAUGCCAGUUUAUGUGAGUGUGUGUGCGUGCGUGCGUGCGUGCGUGCGUGUGUGUGUGUGUGUGCGUGUGUGUGUGCAUUGAUGAAAUGACUGAUCAGACGUUUGUAUCUCUUUCAUUAACAGAAAGCAAAUGUUGCCUCUAUGUGAGGUCGCUAAGUGAUCAGAAUUGGUCCAUAUUCCUAUUUCAGCAUCUUCUACGUUGUACAUUUAAAUUUUUCUGCUUGACCUUGAACGACUCUCCCAUACAUUCAGAAUUUAAAGCAAAAUGUUUGCAGUGCGAUGCGAUGGAGGGCCCUCACAGGUCUGUCCACGUUGGUUGACACACGAGCUGAUUUGAAGUGUUUGAAUAAAGUCACGAUUGGUUUAAA
Molecule: messenger RNA, 5923 nt
Organism: Poeciliopsis prolifica (blackstripe livebearer)
Lineage: Eukaryota; Metazoa; Chordata; Actinopteri; Cyprinodontiformes; Poeciliidae
Product: serine/threonine-protein kinase OSR1-like
Exons: 17
Coding region: 324-1892 (522 amino acids)
Biological process (GO): protein phosphorylation
Molecular function (GO): ATP binding; protein serine/threonine kinase activity
Source: RefSeq, a predicted model, not a curated record